CUUCGUCGCUCCGCGCAGUCUCCUGAGAACAUUUUUUUCUGAGUGAUUCCAGCUUCCAGACACAUUUGCCAUGAUAAGGGUUUCGAUCCUUUCCCAUAUUUGCCCUGAGUCAUGAGUGGAUAUGUGUGAUGCCUGCAAGUAAAACUGCCGAGGUACGGAAGGUGUCCGGCGGAGCAGCGCUGAGGUCGCUCGGGACCGCUGAUGGGCGAGGCGUAGUGCGGGCAGCAUCACUGUGCAACUCAGACUCCAAAUUUGGAGGGUAAGAAGAGUGACCUAUUUGGGUGGCUGUAACUGAAGAUUGCUUUACAGAAGCAACUGAAGAAGGUUUUUGAGUCAUGAUGCAAGAAUCUGGGACUGAGACAAAAAGUAACGGUUCAGCCAUUCAGAAUGGAGCGAGCGGUGGCAACCACUUACUAGAGUGCAGCCUACGGGAGGUGAGAUCAAACGGCGAGACUCCUUCAGUUGAAAUUGGGGCUGCAGAUUUAACGCAUCUUCAGCAACAGCAGGCUCUCCAGGUGGCACGGCAACUUCUACUACAACAGCAGCAGCAGCAGCAGCAGCAGCAGCAACAGCAGCAGCAGCAGCAAGUUAGUGGAUUAAAGUCUCCGAAGAGGAAUGACAAACAGCCGGCCCUGCAGGUUCCCGUGUCGGUGGCUAUGAUGACACCUCAAGUGAUCACUCCCCAGCAAAUGCAGCAGAUCCUCCAGCAACAAGUGCUAACUCCCCAGCAACUCCAAGUCCUGCUCCAGCAGCAGCAGGCACUCAUGCUUCAACAGCAGCAGCUUCAAGAGUUUUAUAAGAAACAACAGGAACAGUUGCAGCUUCAACUUCUACAGCAACAACAUGCUGGAAAACAGCCUAAAGAGCCCCAGCAACAGCAGGUGGCUACGCAGCAGUUGGCCUUUCAGCAGCAACUCUUACAGAUGCAGCAGUUGCAACAGCAGCACCUCCUGACUUUGCAGCGUCAAGGGCUGCUAACAAUCCAGCCUGGCCAGCCUGCUCUGCCUUUGCAGCCCCUUGCACAAGGCAUGAUUCCAACAGAACUGCAGCAGCUCUGGAAGGAAGUGACAGGCUCGCACACAGCCGAAGAGGCAGCCAGCAACAACCACAGCAGCCUCGACCUGUCCACCACCUGCGUUUCCUCGUCCGCGCCGUCUAAGACCUCCUUAAUAAUAAACCCACACGCGUCAACCAACGGACAGCUAUCGGUUCACACUCCUAAACGGGAGAGUUUAUCCCACGAGGAGCACUCACACAGCCAUCCGCUCUAUGGACACGGCGUAUGCAAAUGGCCAGGCUGUGAAGCUGUAUGUGAAGACUUCCAGUCGUUUCUAAAACAUCUCAACAGUGAGCAUGCGCUGGAUGAUAGAAGUACAGCCCAAUGUAGAGUACAAAUGCAGGUUGUACAGCAGUUAGAGCUACAGCUUGCAAAAGAUAAAGAGCGCCUGCAAGCCAUGAUGACACACCUGCAUGUGAAGUCAACUGAACCAAAAGCCACCCCUCAGCCUCUCAAUCUGGUGUCCAGCGUCACGCUUUCCAAGACGGCGUCCGAGGCUUCUCCGCAGAGCUUACCUCAUACUCCCACCACCCCGACUGCACCCAUCACUCCCGUCACGCAGGGACCGUCGGUCAUCACUACCACGAGCAUGCACAACGUCGGGCCCAUCCGGAGGCGGUACUCGGAUAAAUACAACGUCCCCAUUUCUUCAGCAGAUAUUGCCCAGAACCAAGAAUUUUAUAAGAACGCAGAAGUUAGACCACCGUUCACGUAUGCGUCUUUAAUUAGACAGGCCAUCCUCGAAUCUCCAGAAAAACAGCUAACACUAAACGAAAUCUACAACUGGUUCACACGAAUGUUUGCUUACUUCAGGCGCAACGCGGCGACGUGGAAGGGUGCCAUUCGCACCAACCUCUCACUGCAUAAGUGCUUUAUCAGAGUAGAGGAUGAGUUUGGGUCCUUUUGGACUGUUGAUGAUGAAGAGUUUAAACGUGGCCGUCAUAUUCAACGAGGCCGUCCUCGAAAAUACUGCCCUGAUGAAAACUUUGGCGAGCUUGUUGCACAUAACCCUUCUCUUAUUAAAAACAUACAGACCAGCCACACCUACUGCACACCUCUCAAUGCUGCUUUACAGGCUUCAAUGGCUGAGAACAGUAUACCUCUAUACACUACUGCUUCCAUGGGAAAUCCCACUCUGGGCAACCUAGCCAACGUGAUGAGGGAAGAGCUUAAUGGUGCAAUGGAGCAUACGAACAGUAAUGGGAGUGACAGUAGUCCAGGACGUUCCCCUAUGCAAGCAAUGCACCCCGUGCAUGUCAAAGAAGAACCGCUAGAUCCAGAUGAAAAUGAAGGCCCGCUCUCCUUAGUGACAACAGCCAACCACAGUCCAGAUUUCGAUCACGACAGAGAUUAUGAAGACGAACCUGUAAAUGAGGACAUAGAAUGAGUAUGUCUGACAUCGUUAUCCUGAGAAUGAAGAUGGGAAGAACACGUCAAACCUAGCUGUGAAAUCUCUCCAUUGUUGUACAGUCUGGAGGAUUCUCAGUCCACUUUGACAACUAUGAAAUAUGUUAACUCUUAGUGCCAUCAAGUAUCCCAUUUGGGAGUAUUUUUGAUUUUUCUACUUUUUGUUGAAAAAAGGAAUUUGUACUCUGUGCAUUGGAUGGACUUGUUUGGUACUUGGGAUUUUCCUCUCUUACAGUCAACGUCAGUGUUGUAAAUUUGCUAAACUGAUUCACUUACAUUUAGCAGCCAACUAUGGACUGCAGGUCCUGCCAAUUUUGGACACUUGAGGACAUCAAACUGAGCAUGUACACCAGAACUGCAGAUCAAGUCUUUGCCCAGAUUUUAAGGAUUCCAAUGGACAACAUAUUUGCACAGUACUGCAUGUUGAUUAUCACUGCCUUUACUCCAUUUUGUUGUUUUUUGGUUUUUUUUUUUUUUUUUUUUUUUUUUGCUUCCAUUUGGGAUGGGGAAGGCCUGUGUGUGCACGUGUGUGGAUAUGUGUGUGUGCGUGUGAGCGUGUCUAUCGGGGAGGGGUUAAAAGAAAAAUUAUCCCAAACUUUUUAAUGUAUUGCUUUUAUUCCCCCGCCCCACUUCUCCUCUACCAUUUUAAGUUCUGACCUCAGGCCUCAUCUGGGCCCAGGGCCUCUCGGAGGCUUCAACGUUUUCUGUACUUUGUGAUGAAUGUUAAUAGGUGUUUUUAUUAUACGAAGCUGAAUGUCAUUGAAUUGUUUGUAGUUUUUUCUGUCAUUCAUUCCAGUUUCCUUCAGAUGCCACCAUGUUUUCUUUAGCUGUGGAAAACAUUCCAUUUCGGUGUCUCUUUUUUUGUUGUUGUUUUUUUGAAAAGGUCCCAAAUGCUGCACUAUACAUGUGGAAGGGUUGUCCACCGGAGAGAGAGAAACGAAGUACUGCAAGAAUGAGAAUGAAUGACAGACGAACAUAGAAACACUGUAGGAAGCAACACAGAUUCAUUCCGCAAAGCAGUAUUUUUUGUUGUUGUUUUGGGUUUUUCUUUUUUUUGAGAUUUCUUUUUUUGGCAGCAAUGGUGAAUAUUAGCAAAUGCCACAAAAUGGAACAGCACAAAGAAACGUAUGCAGCACCAACAGAAUUCACUUUUAUUAGAGGAUGGAUAGUACAGUGGCAGGCUCUCGGUUGUUUAACACGAGUUUUAAUGGGUCAACAAAUCUUUCUGGAAUAUCUGAGAUUACUGAGAUGGGCACCUAUACAUUUAUUAUGACAUAUUUUUUUUUUCUUUUUGCAUUUGCAUUCGCAAAUAGUGGUUGGAAAGAUGACUUCAUUAAAUUGUUAUUGUACGUAGUGAUGUUUCACGGUUAAACAUCAGUUCAGGACUGCUUGGUGGCAUUAAUCUGUUUGAAUACAAAUUAGAUUUCAGAUUGAACUUGUUACGGGAGUUAAUAAGGACAGAGCCCCACUAAUGCUAAAGUGUUAAUUUCAACUGUGCAAAUCCAGUACUGCGGUUACGAUUGUUAUGCAAUAUUACACCAGCCAGUAUGGAAACCUCGCCGUAGGAAAUGGGAGAUAUAGGAGAGAAUUCGCACCGGGGCUUGUUAGGCACGACUGGCAAUGCUCUUCAAAGCAAACAUGGCAUGCAAAAUUUGUUGCUAUAGGUCAGUAAACCUUGGUCACCAAACACCUAAACAUUUUCAUUCUGCAACCACUUUUCCGUCACUCAUUUAUUUAUGUAGGACUGUAGCUUUUUUAUUAUUUCAAAAAGCCUUUCAGAGCUUAAUUUAUAUUCUUCUUUGUACCUUUUUUUUUUUCCUAAAAUUACCAAAGAUAUUACACAAAGGUAAAUUAUGUUCUCUGUUAUAUGCUUUAUCUUGUGAAGCCAAAUAUCCUCUUAUUGUUGAUCAAAGGAGGCUGAAGAAUUUAGAGGGAAAUGACAAGCUGUGGGCUAUUGCUAACCUGAGAGGGAAACUGCUCCUUUAUUCUAGAACAUUUAGAAGGCCAAGUAGAUGUCUGAACCAAAGUUGUUACUUUUUAUUUGUAAUUCUUUACAGUGACCAAAAUGAAAUUCUGUAAAGAGGAACGGAGGACAGCUUUUGAGGCUGAAUCUAGGAAACAGUGUUACUGGGGACGCUAGGGAUGGGAGCUGAGAAAGCAAAGACGCGGUUAUUUUGCAGAGUAUCAGAUAAAGGAGACAGUUUAAUAAAAUGCAGAAGAGAACAGAAAAGCUCCCACAAUUUAACUGGACCACAUAAUAGUAUUUCUAGGCUGAAAAGGAAAAAAAAAACUAAUUUGGUCUUUGGUUCUACAGAUUGUGUGCCACUUCUGUUUCGGGAUCGUGCUAGGAUGACUGCUUUCAUUUUGGUUGAUCUUGGCAAAUUUGCUCAGUUUUGUUUAGUUUUCGGUCAGCAUUUUUUCAUAAAGAAAGAACACUCCUGUCCACUCAUAAGCUUUGGUACAAGAAAUUUUAUUGGCAGUUACUUUUAUAAAACUCAGCUCUGCUUUCUGUUAGGAAAAAAAAGAAAAAAAAAAGAAAAAAAAAAGAAAAAAAAAGAGAGAGAAAUGGGGAAAAAAAAAAAAAAAAAGGGCAGUCUGUGGUCAUUCGAAAACAUUUAUUUUUCUUUAAAUUAUCUCCAGGCAGCUUCGUGCCGUGCCGGCGGUAGCCAGACAGGGAUGGCGACAAUUGAGCCCUGUCCUUCUAAACUGAGUGGUUUGCUGGUUAGUUGGGUAUUCAGAAGGGGACAAAAAUCCGGUAGAUUAGUUCAUUCUCAGCAUGUGUAGCUAGACAUGAGUAAAGAUAACAGCAUGAGAAACUGUUAGUACGCAUACCUCAGUCCGAACUGUUAGGGAAUGAGUAAAUAAAUAAAAAAUACAUUUCACUCAGUUGCACUUAGUUGUAUGUCUUGCAUGCUUAGUCUAAAGACUGUAGCAAAAAUAUUUAAAAAAUAAAAAAAGAAAAAAAAAAAAGAGAAAAAAGAAAUAAAAAAUUAGAUUUUAACCUAUCUGGCAGGUGUCGCAGCCUUGCAGAAGAACCAACUGAAAAUCUCAGGCUUUACAUCGAGCAAACUUCACUAUGAUUUUUACAAUUCCGAUUCUGUAUCCCUUUGGAUAUACAGUUGCUUCUUUAGGGAGGGGUUUAUUAUGUUGUACAUAUAUAUCCCACUGUGUCUGUGUGAGCCUUUGUCUUGGGGGAGGGUGGGGAGGGCGGAAAAGGUGGCAAGGUCCUUUUUUUUAGAUACUGUUCCUCAAAAGGAAUAAAUGCAGACCUGUUUGUCAAAACACCUUUUGCUUUUUGUGCAACUGCUUUAUAUUAACUAUACUAAAAAAAAAUAGCUUUGGAAAAAAAAAAAAAAACUACUGUAUGUAAUGGAAUUGCAGAAUACGCUGCACAUGUAUUUUAUUUAGUUAUCCUUGCUUUAAGAAUAUUGGAUGACAUUUGCUGACAUGUGGGAGAAAAUCCCUGACUUUUUUUUUUUUCAGCUUUUAAAUUGUAACAUAGUUGACAGAUUUUUUUUUUUUUCUCUUGUUAUCAUGGAUCGAAGCAUUUUUGUACAGUUUUUGUGUUGAAGCUGUUUUUUGGUUUAUUUCGUUUUGGGUUUGUUUGUUUUGAUACUUUCCCACCCCUUCUGUUAUCUUACCACUGCCUUUUCUGGCUGUCUCCAACAAAGUUCAUAUAUUUGAAAGGAAGAAAAAAAAAAAAAAAGUCAUUUAAAAAGAAAAAAAAAAAAAAAAAAAAAAAGUUUUUCUCCUGCUGCAGUAAAUAUUUUGCAUGAUGAGUUCCAGGGUCACACUUUCAAAGUUUAUCAGUGAAGUAGUGAUGAAUAACGGGGGAGUGUCAAACUAUUGAACUUUUUUGUAUAAAAACAAACAAAAAACUUUACAAGGUGCCAAGAUGUAAAGACAAUUUGUUACAUGUUUUUUUUCUCAAAGAAAAGCGUACAUUAUGAAAGUAGUACCAUGUAUCAGGUAAAUCGCUGUCAGGAAUGAGAGUCAAAGCCUUCCUUGUCCACAAAACAAAGUUUGUAAAUGUAAAACCUGUUAGGUUUCUGCAUUCGACUAGAAGUGAAAUGAGAAAUCAAGGCUUAUGUAGAGUAAGUGACCACAAAAGAGGACCUUUUUUGAUUCUCACUCGCAAGAGUCCAGCAAGAGUUCCUGGAACACCCCAAUUCUGGAGCCCCGACUUCAGGAAGAGACUGGGGCAGGGAUUCUGAUCCUACAAAUAUUGCAGAUCAUUAGAUAUUUUAUAUAUAUACAUACAUAAAUAUAUAUAUAUAAAGUUUUUAAAAAAUAAUUUUGAACUAUUGUAGUUUUCAGAUUGCCAAUAUUCUCACGUUCAUUGUAGCAUGGAAAAAAAAGAAAAAAAUGUUUAAACUCUUUUGAAAUCCUUUGGUACCUUUGGUUAAUGAACUCAGAUUGAGUUUUUAGAUGUUUCAGAAGCAAUUUAGUAUUCUAGUCUUGCGAGGUGAACUUGCAGUCAUGACUGCAUUUUAACGGACCCAGAACAGGUAACAAACUAUCUUCUACCCAUAAGCCUUGAUGAAAAUGGUACAGUCCAGACUGUUAGCAUGGUGCUUCGUGUGUAUGUGCUGCCAGUAACAAGAUUUUUUUUUUUUUUUUGAUAAGGCAUAAAAGAAACUCAUUCCUUACAUCAACUGUAAUUCCAUCAUUCCAUGUCUGUUGAUACAGACAAUAAAAAAUGUUGUGUAGUCAGUACUAAUUACUGACAUUAUAGCAUUCUCAAAUGCAAUAAAAAUGCUGGUUGUUCACACUGGUAAUGCAA
Molecule: messenger RNA, 7247 nt
Organism: Numida meleagris (helmeted guineafowl)
Lineage: Eukaryota; Metazoa; Chordata; Aves; Galliformes; Numididae
Gene: FOXP1
Product: forkhead box P1
Exons: 20
Coding region: 336-2444 (702 amino acids)
Biological process (GO): regulation of transcription by RNA polymerase II
Cellular component (GO): nucleus
Molecular function (GO): DNA-binding transcription repressor activity, RNA polymerase II-specific; RNA polymerase II cis-regulatory region sequence-specific DNA binding
Source: RefSeq, a predicted model, not a curated record